Molecule: messenger RNA, 1155 nt
Organism: Rotaria sp. Silwood1
Lineage: Eukaryota; Metazoa; Rotifera; Eurotatoria; Philodinida; Philodinidae
Source: the annotation of a GenBank genome assembly
AUGAUCUUUAUUUUUUCAAAUACUUUAAUUAUUCUUGUUGUUCUAAUAAAAUGUUCACUAACAAAACCAAAGGCAUCCAUAGAUCCUCCAUAUGUUACUGAAUAUUUUAAUCUUAUAUCGACUAUUGAAAAACCAUUACAUUUAAAAAAACACUAUGGUAUGCAUGAAUCAUCUAUUGAUUUUUAUCCUGGCACAAUGAAUAUUAUUUUAAGUGUACCACAUGAUGGUAAUCUUCAAUCAAAUUUACCUACAAGACCAAAAUAUGCUUGUAGAAAAUCCAAUAGUACAAGUAAAAAAUGUUAUUAUCAAAAGCCGUGUGUAUCUCCACUAUUUAAAAUUGAUUCAAAACUAUGUAGUAUACGUCAUGGUCGUGAUAAGAAUACACGUCUUCUCGCAUUAGCACUUCGUUAUGAGUUAAAUCAAUUAUUUCAGUUAAAACCAUUUGUUAUUAUUAACAGAUUAGAACGAUCAAAAGUUGAUAUGAAUCGUUUUAUUGAUGAAGGAACAUUUGGUGCAUCGAAUAGUAUGCAUGCGUGGAUGAGAUAUCAUUUCUAUUUGAGACAUGCUAGAGAACUUAUUAUGAAUAAUGAGAAUAAUUAUGGAGGAAAAGGAUUAUUAUUUGAUAUACAUUCACAAGAUCAUGAAGAAGGUUGGGUUGAAUUAGGUUAUAUGCUUACUAGUCGUCAAUUGUCGACAAAAGAUUAUACACUAAAAAGUUCUUCAUUAGCAUCAUAUUUAGGAACAUUAUUCGAUCCAAUAGAACUCAUAAGUGGAAAGAAAUCUCUUGGAUAUUUUAUAACAAAAUAUAAAUAUUCAGCUGUACCAAGUUCAAUAUUUCCAUCACCACUUAAUCAUUCCUAUUUUGAAUGGGGUUAUACAAUUGAAGAAUAUGGUCGAUAUAAUAAUUUUAGUGCAAUUAUGAUUGAAUCACCAUCACAUGAACUUCUUAAUCGAACAAAAUUAUAUAUGUAUGCGAAAUCAUUAACAUUAGCUUUACAUGAUUAUCUUAUUGAUAUUGAACUUUUAGAACCACUCAUUAAACCUGAAAUUAUUAAUCAAACUCGAAUCGAUAAACCAUGUAAUUACAGUAAAAAAUUGAAUGCUCAGAUUAGUUUUUUUAUGCUCCUGUUCAUUAAUGUUAUUAAUUACUUUUGA